Apaloderma vittatum (bar-tailed trogon) is the source of this 319-nucleotide messenger RNA. RefSeq names its product sulfotransferase family cytosolic 1B member 1-like. Gene Ontology annotation, molecular function: sulfotransferase activity. Lineage: Eukaryota; Metazoa; Chordata; Aves; Trogoniformes; Trogonidae. Gene Ontology annotation, cellular component: cytoplasm. The record is from RefSeq and is a predicted model, not a curated record. Gene Ontology annotation, biological process: sulfation. The transcript is spliced from 3 exons. The annotation marks the transcript as partial.
AUGAUCCUGCAAGGCGGUGACCCUGAAAAAUGCAAGCGGGAUGCCAUCAUCAACCGAGUGCCCAUGCUGGAGUUCGCCGCCCCUGGGGAGGAGCCAGCAGGCACGGAACUACUGGAGGCCAUGGCAUCCCCUCGCAUCAUCAAGACCCACAUCCCAGCUCACAUCUUGCCCAAAUCCUUCUGGGAAAACCGUUGCAAGAUGAUCUAUGUAGGGCGCAACGCCAAGGAUGUGGCUGUCUCCUACUACCACUUUGACCUGAUGAAUAAGCUGCAUCCCCACCCUGGGACAUGGGCCCGCUACCUGGAGGAGUUCAUGGCUG